AUGAACUAUAACGACUAUUAUUCUUAUGGCUCGAAUAGCCAAUCCAUCAGCCAAUACUAUGGGCAAUAUAGUUUUACCCAUCAAGGCGGGCCUAACAACCAAUAUGGCUCAAGUAGUCAGUUUGGCGGCCAAUAUGGUGGGCACAACUAUGUUGGAGGAUUUGGUGACCAGUAUAGUGGGCACAACUAUAUUGGGGAAUAUGAUGUUAUGAACCAAAAUGGUUCGAAUGAUCAAAAUGGCUUUGGUGGCCAAACCAAUCAAGGUGCCUAUAUCGGCCAAUACAAUUCUACAUAUCAAUAUGGUUCUAGUAGCCAAUUCAAUGGCCAACAUGGCGGAAACAAUAAUCAUGGCCAAAAUAAUAUAAUAUAUCAAAAUUAUGCGAAUGGCCAACAUGGUUAUAAUGGCCAGUACAAUCAAGUGGCCGGAGGACAAAAUAAUUCGGUCAAUAUUUAUAAUCAGCCUAGUUACGGCCUCCACCAAGCUAAUCAGAUUUUUGGCUGUAACGACCAAAAUAAUAUUAACAUAGGUGAAAUGCCAUAUGUUGACCGUAUGGACAAAGAACAUCAAAAUUUCAUAAAGGAAAUAUCCGAAGUGAAAGAUAUGAUGGAUGAGUUUCAUGCUUCCAACGAACUUUUGUUCCAAGGUUUGCGUGAAGUCACCUCGCGACUUGUAGUAGAAGAGCAAGCUCUUAGUCACAAUCUUAAAUCUCAGCCACAGCAGGAAAACCAUCAAGUGACUACAAUACGGUCACUCAUUCUACCUACCUAUGUGGAGGAAAAUGAGGUUGGCCGACAAUAUAUAAAGGAAAAUGAUGUGGAUGAUCCAACCUGA
Messenger RNA from Prunus armeniaca (apricot), 831 nucleotides. NCBI's taxonomy places the organism in Eukaryota, Viridiplantae, Streptophyta, Magnoliopsida, Rosales, Rosaceae. The record is from the annotation of a GenBank genome assembly.